CCUUAUAACACAGGGAGCAUGCACACAAUCAGCAGAAGAGCUGGCAUCUCCCGUCGGAGUGACAAAGUGACAGGAUAUUCGCAGUUUUUACCAUACUGAACAACACGUUACGUACCCAGGGAUGCAGAACGACCCAGAGGCAAUCAGCUGUGAACCAUUGGGGGAGGGAGGUGAUUCCCGUGUGGCGGGAACCGACCAUUUCACAGAGGGACCACCAGGCGAGGGGACAAGUUUGACUGUGAAUAAUCAAACAACGACUUCACCCCCAGAAGACCCCUGGGCUGGUCCUGAACUCAAAGACACAGAAACUCCAUGGGAAGAAUUGGACACCAAAGGGAAGGUAUUCCGAUGUAUCUGGACUUCUCUGCGGAUCCUGCUAGUCUUCACGUGCCUCUAUUUCUUUAUCUGUUCUUUGGACUUUCUCAGCUCAGCCUUCAGACUUCUAGGGGGUAAGACGGCUGGUCGUGUGUUCCAGGACAGUGAGCUGGUCCGUAACCCUGUGUGUGGGGUGAUGAUAGGCCUGCUGUCUACAGUGCUGGUCCAGAGCUCCUCCACCACCACCUCCAUUGUAGUCAGCAUGGUGGCAGCCGACAUUCUGACGGUAAAACUGUCCAUCCCAAUCAUAAUGGGUGCCAACAUAGGGACAUCCGUGACCAACACCCUGGUUUCCUUGGGGGAGAUAACUCAUCGUAACGACUUCCGGCGGGCGUUUGCAGGCGCCACGGUCCACGACAUGUUUAACUGGCUGUCUGUCAUCGUACUGCUUCCCCUGGAGGUGGCCACGGACUACCUGUAUCAUCUGACUGGGGCUAUCAUUGGACACAUGCGAUUGGAGACCUCAAAAGAUGCCAAUAAGGACUUGCUGAAAGCAGUCACAAAGCCAUUUACCAAACUUAUAAUACAAAUCGACUCCAAGAAGAUUGGUUUGAUAGCAAAGGGUGGAGAUAAAGAUUACAGCUUGCUGAAGACGUGUUGUCUGUCCAAGAAAACCACAACUACCAACGAAACGGGAUACAAUAUCACCCAGACCAACUGUCUUAAGAAAUGUUCUCAUCUAUUUGUGGACUCUGGAUUGACAGAUUCCGUAAUAGGGACAAUCAUGUUGAUUGUCUCCCUCACUCUGUUGUGUGUGUGUCUGUUCGGAAUUGUCAAGUUACUGAACUCUCUUCUUCAAGGACACAUUCGUACUGCUAUAAAGAAAUUUGUAAAUUACAAUUUCCCGGGAAAAGCUGCCUACUUUACUGGGUACGUCGCCAUUUUAAUCGGAAUGGGCUUUACUGUCUUGGUCCAGUCCAGCUCUGUUUUUACAUCGGCCUUGACCCCUCUAGUAGGCAUUGGGGUCGUAAGUCUCGAUAGAAUGUAUCCAUUGUCUAUUGGUUCCAACAUUGGAACAACAACAACGGCCAUUUUAGCAGCUCUUGCAACAGACACACGAGGCGGAACUCGACAGCUUCAAAACUCCCUCCGCAUUGCGAUGUGUCAUCUGUUUUUUAACCUUUCAGCCAUGUGUCUUUGGUAUCCGAUACCUUUCAUGAGAUUUCCGAUACGUCUAUCUAAAUUUCUUGGCAACACCUCGGCCAAGUAUCGUUGGUUCGCGCUAUUCUAUCUGGUAGUUGGAUUCUUCCUGUUUCCCCUCGUUGUCUUUGGAUUAGCCCAGGCAGGCUGGGAAGUUCUAACUGCCGUUGGAACUAUCUUCCUUUUUAUCGUGUUUGCCGUUGGCGUUAUAAAAUUUCUUCAGAGGAAAAAACCUGAAUGGCUACCUAAAUGGCUUCGAAAUUGGAAAUUUUUGCCUGUGUAUUUUCGGUCACUUGAACCUCUUGAUCGACUGUUUAAACACAUGUUUGGUUUUUGUAAAAUGUGUCACCAUCAUCAUUAUCAUCAUCAUAAUCAACAUCAUGCAGAAAGUGCACCGAUCAAUGCAACGGAGAACGAAAAAAUGUUAUAAUCAUCAAAGCAUAUGCUUUCUUGCACGUCUACAAGUUAGCCUACUUGGCAUUUUGUAAGCAGGCGCCUCUUAUGUAAUAGUAUAGUAAUUAUAUAGUAAUGUAUAGUAGUAUAUAGUAAUUAACGGCGUCAGUGACAAUUGUGUCCAACUACAGACAAAUGAAGGAUAAGGAGUUCAAAUGACGUUUAAUUCAGUACAUAUUUUGAAAUCUAUAUUAAAAAAGAAAGCCACAUUUCUUUUUUUGUAUCUAUUAAAAUGUUUGCUAUUAAUUUUAACCUUAAGAUCAAAGUGGAAAAAAAAAGGUUUCAGAAUAUUCACUCGUUUCUAUCACAGUUGAGAAAAAGAAGGGAAAAAAAACACAUGCAUAACACUGAGACUUGUCUUAGAUGUUGUGUUCACGUCUUUUGAUGUAACACCAAUGUUGCUAAAUAAUUUGAGUGAUUUUUUUCUUCAUUUAUUUAACCUUACAUUGGGUGUAGAUUUAUAUCUUUGAUGUGAGAUGGUAAUUUCUUGCAAAAAACAUAACGUGUCAUUUCUGAGAACUCUAUUAAAUUGCAGAAGGCCUUCUUAUAAAAUACUUCUCACUUUUAAUUAGUUAUCUCUAAAUAUAACCGAAUAAGUUAAACGCUUGAUGUCGUGUCUGAAAUAUUACACAACUGGAUCUUUAGUCAAAGUGAUUACAAUGAUGAAUCAAAGCAUUGAGAGUACUGAAAGCUGGGUAAGUUUAAUCUGUAUGUUUCUUUUUUUUUAACAAGAAAGAUAAAAUAUAUAAUAAAAGCAUUAAUUGAUUGA
Messenger RNA from Magallana angulata, 2737 nucleotides. RefSeq names its product sodium-dependent phosphate transport protein 2B-like. Lineage: Eukaryota; Metazoa; Mollusca; Bivalvia; Ostreida; Ostreidae. Gene Ontology annotation, cellular component: membrane. The record is from RefSeq and is a predicted model, not a curated record. The transcript is spliced from 8 exons. Gene Ontology annotation, biological process: sodium-dependent phosphate transport. Gene Ontology annotation, molecular function: sodium:phosphate symporter activity. Bases 122 to 1945 code for a protein of 607 amino acids.